Messenger RNA from Sphaeramia orbicularis (orbiculate cardinalfish), 4702 nucleotides. RefSeq names its product sulfatase 2a (gene sulf2a). Lineage: Eukaryota; Metazoa; Chordata; Actinopteri; Kurtiformes; Apogonidae. Gene Ontology annotation, molecular function: calcium ion binding; N-acetylglucosamine-6-sulfatase activity; glycosaminoglycan binding. Gene Ontology annotation, biological process: positive regulation of vascular endothelial growth factor production; glomerular basement membrane development; positive regulation of Wnt signaling pathway. Gene Ontology annotation, cellular component: plasma membrane; Golgi apparatus; cell surface. The record is from RefSeq and is a predicted model, not a curated record. Bases 673 to 3333 code for a protein of 886 amino acids. The transcript has 22 exons.
UGAAGCUCACAGGCUCCAACAGAUGGCCAGAGCUGCCCUGUUUCACUGUCUCCUUCACACAAACACACACUAUGAAUAAGAGUUUAGAGAGAGAGGAAGGAAAAAGUGACGGCGAGAAAGAGUAGAAACAGGAAGUACUGUAGGAGAAGAAAGGCUAAAACUAGUGGAAACACCGAGAGGCAGCGGGGAGGAAGACGGCGAAGCAGAAGGAGCUGCAGGAUAAACGCACAUAUGGACGGAAGAGAGGAAGAGGAGAACAGGAGAGAACCGCUGAAAAAGGAGAGAGAGAGAGCGCACAAUUGAAUUGUAGAUUGAGGGAGCCUCUCUCCUCCCUCUUUCCCUCCCUCUUUUAUUUAUCUCCUGUGAAACCACGCCUCCCUCCUUUCACUUGUCAGUGCAUCUAUAACAGUGAGCUGUCUGCAGCGGGCUGCGUGGGGGGCGACAGCAGCUCCUCACUCUGCCAACAGCACCGGGGGGACCGGGUUUCCAAAGGGACCAGCAGGGACCGGAUGGUACUGGACUGACCAGAACAGAAUUUGUCAGUCAGAGGCUGGUUUCAGUGGGAGAGGAGAACACCAGGAAGGUCUGAUUUAUUAAAGAAGGUUGUGCGAAGGUGCUGCAGACUCGUCCGUGUCAAACACAGAAUUGAGGAAGUGAGUGCAGGGCAGAGGGAUGGCAGGGCAGGGGCUUUUGGCCCCUCUCCCUUUUCUUCUUCUAUUUUUUAUUUUGGUGGACAUCCUUCCUGUAGCCCAGGGCUCCGGCUACCUCUCCGGAUAUCGCCUUAGGUCUCGUCUGCAGAAGGACCGCCACGUUCGCAACAUCCGACCAAACAUCAUCCUCAUCCUCACUGAUGAUCAGGAUAUAGAAUUAGGCUCAAUGCUGGCCAUGAACAAAACCCGGCAGAUCAUGGAGAAGGGCGGCACCCAUUUUACAAAUGCUUUCUCCACCACACCGAUGUGCUGCCCAUCCCGCUCCUCCAUUCUGACAGGGAAGUACGUGCACAACCACCACACUUACACCAACAAUGAGAACUGCUCGUCUCCGUCGUGGCAGGCCCACCAUGAACCACAUACGUUCGCUGUGCACCUUAACAACUCUGGCUACAGAACAGCCUUCUUUGGAAAGUAUCUGAAUGAGUACAACGGCUCAUAUGUGCCCCCUGGCUGGAGGGAAUGGGUAGCACUGGUGAAGAACUCACGCUUCUACAACUACACCCUCUGCCGGAACGGAGUACGAGAGAAGCACAGCAGUGACUACGCAAAGGAUUAUCUGACAGACAUCAUCACCAAUGACAGCAUCAACUACUUCCGUAUGUCCAAGAGGAUGUACCCCCACCGUCCCAUUAUGAUGGUCCUGAGCCACGUGGCCCCACACGGUCCUGAAGACUCCGCCCCCCAGUACAGCACCACCUUCCCCAAUGCAUCACACCACAUAACCCCCAGCUACAACUACGCUCCAAACCCAGACAAACACUGGAUCCUCCGCUACACGGGCCCUAUGAAGCCUGUUCACAUGCAGUUCACCAACAUGCUGCAGCGCAGGCGGAUGCAGACCCUGCUGUCUGUGGACGACAGUGUGGAGAAGGUGUACAACAUGUUGAUGGAGACGGGCGAACUGGAGAACACCUACCUGAUCUACACCUCAGACCACGGCUACCACAUUGGACAGUUUGGUCUGGUGAAGGGGAAAUCUAUGCCUUAUGAGUUCGACAUCCGCGUGCCCUUCUAUGUACGAGGCCCCAACGUGGAACAAGGAGCCAUUAAUCCUCACAUUGUGCUGAACAUCGACUUGGCGCCAACGAUGCUGGACAUGGCUGGUGUUGAUAUCCCGUCAGAAAUGGAUGGAAAGUCUAUCCUGAAGCUGAUGGACACAGACAGGCCCGUCAACAGGUUUCAGUUGAACAGGAAGGGUAAAACCUGGAGAGACUCUUUCCUGGUGGAGAGAGGGAAGCCACCGCACAAGCGAGGCGAUGGAAAGGAGGAAAUGGCCCAGGAGGAGAACUUCCUGCCCAAGUACCAGCGGGUGAAGGACCUGUGCCAGAAGGCCGAGUAUCAGACCUCCUGCCAGCAGCCAGGACAGAAGUGGCAGUGUGUGGAGGACCCGACUGGUAAGCUGAGGCUGUAUAAGUGUAAGGGCAUGGCCAGUCUCUAUGCCCCACGUAUGCAGGCUCUGAUGGCCAGAGGAGCCUCCCAGCUGCCCCCAACGUCCACCUCCGACCAGUGUCACUGUCCUGAGGUGGGCUUUAAAACCUCCAUCCUGAAGAGGAAGAGGCUGCUGACGAAGAAAAAGAUGAAAUCCAGUAAAACUGUGACAAGAAAGCGUUGGGCCCGCUCCGUGUCCUUUGAGUUGGACGGAGACCUGUACGCCGUGGACCUGGAGGAGGGGUACCGGCCCCUGGGCCCCCGGAACAGCAGCUGGGCUCCAGAGAAGAAGAAAGGCCUGGGGACGGAGGAGGACAAUGAUGAGUUCAGUGGCAUGGAAGUGACCGUAAAACCCAGCACCAGCACCAGACUGACCCCACCUGCUGCUCUGAAGGUCACCUACAGGUGUUCUAUCCUCAUGAACGACACCGUUAAGUGUGAUGGAGGCCUCUACAAAUCCCUUCAAGCCUGGAAAGACCACAAACUGCACAUCGAACACGAGAUCGAAACCUUACAGACCAAAAUCAAGAACCUGCGUGAGGUUAAAGGUCAUCUGAAGAGGGUGCGACCAGAGGAAUGUCAGUGUAACACACCAAGUUAUCUGCUGAAGAAUAAAGACACUUUCAGACUCAACACUCGUAUGCACUCACUGAGAAUGCCAUCCAAACAGAAGACUCAGUGGCUGCAGAAGGAGCAAAAGCGCAGAAAGAAACUCCGUAAAUUUCUCAAGAGGCUCCAGAAUAAUGACACUUGCAGCAUGCCAGGCCUCACCUGUUUCACCCAUGACAACCACCAUUGGCAGACUGCCCCCUUCUGGACAAUGGGCCCGUUCUGUGCAUGCACCAGUGCCAAUAACAACACAUACUGGUGCCUCAGGACCAUCAAUGACACACACAACUUCCUGUUCUGUGAAUUUGCCACCGGUUUCCUGGAGUAUUUUGACCUGAACACUGACCCGUACCAGCUGAUAAACGCUGUCAGCACUUUAGACCGCAACGCUCUGAAUUCAAUGCAUCAACAGCUUAUGGAUUUAAGGGGCUGCAAAGGACAUAAGCAAUGCAACCCGGAAAAAGGCGGAAAAGAGAGGAGCUACUUCAGUGAAUACAGGCCCGUUCAUCGCCGAAAGAGGCCAAAAGUGAAGAAGCCUUCGUCCAAAUCGCUGGGGCAGAUCUGGGAGGGGUGGGUGGGUUAAGCUGCUGCACCCACCACAACGGCCUCCUCCGGUUAUGGAAGGAGAAGGAGGAGCGCAGGAGAACCCAAGGACCUCGACCACACUUUGAUGGACCAGAACCUGAGACACUGCUCCGCUCUAGUCUGGGUUUAGUUUCUGAGUGAGCUGCUGUUUGUCGCCCUCGUCCAGAUGGAGGAGAUCUGAAGACUGAGAAGAAGAAGCUGAUGAAGCUCCAAUUGUCAAUAUUCCAUCUGAACACAUGUCAUACCUGCAUCUUCUGUUCCAUCCAGCUGUCAGGACCAGCACCUCUAUAAGACACUAUGGUUCAGGUGGGACAGUCUGGUGUGCACAAUGCUUUCAUUUCACUGUCCUGUUGUAGAUAGUUCAUAUCUGCUUGAACUCACUUUCUUUCAUGUUGUAUGGAACUGGGUGGAAACAUGAGUUACACGUCAACUCUGCUGCUACAAAACUAAGUCAUGGGAGCCACUGCUCGGCCUCAUUCUGUGUUUGCGACACAUGCUGAUUAUUUCUGUCAUUAGCGUGUGUGCUGUGGCUGCUGACAGUAAACACCACCUUUUUCCUUCUCUGCACAUGUGUGUUUGCACACAGAAGUGGGAUGGACUUCAUAAUGACCAAGUGUAACAGACUUUUCGCCAUAAUCUUUUGUAUUAUAGUUGAUCUUAACGCUGAUGAAUGUUCUUUAUAAAGCAUCAACUUCCUCCAAACGGUGGAAGGAGCGGUGAGGUGGUUAAAGUCCACCUGCCUUUACCCAUGUGCAUAGUGUGAGCCACACCUGGAACAUGCCUACACUAACCACUGUCUCACUAUGGUACGAUCCAAACCUCCAAAACAUUUGAUCACUGACAGAAUGCACCAUUAGUGAACGCCAUUUUCCUUCUUUAUAUUUCAGUCCCACACUGUGGAAGUGUCCAAAUAGUUUGUUCAGCUUGCUCUACAUGGUGCUACAGGAUAACAAUACAGAAGUAAAUCUUGCUGUACAGUACAGUAUGUAUUUGAAUGUAUGUUGUGCAAUUAAUAUAAAUGUUUACAAUAUUUUUUAUAAUACCGAAGAGGCAGACCUCAUUGUAUGAUAUGAGUCGACAAAAUUAUCUUAUAGGGGGAAAUGUAGCUUGAGAAAUUUCAUUGCCCGCAAUUUGUAUGUUGUUUCUUUCAUUAUUUCCAUUGGAAAAGCACUUAAAGGGUUCACUGUGAAGAGAUGCGCCGUGUACAUUUAAUGGAAACUAGUUUACGCCAGAGGAACAACACAACCUAAUACUUAUUGAUGUGAACUUUAGCUUCUACCUUUGUUAGCUUCUUUUAUUUUUAGCUAAUGUUUCCAUAGACCUGAGUGCUGAUAGUAUUUGUGAAUAAAGUGUUGUUUGGCCAUUUA